CGACUUCCUUCCGGAAGUGGCGGGUCUCCGCAGAGAGAGCGGUGGAAUCCGGGUGCCAGGAGCGUCGUAGUGCCUGCUGCGCUUGUGGACUCCUGCCACCCCUCCUUUCCCCUCCCCGCCCACCAUGUCUGCCUUCGACACCAACCCCUUCGCGGACCCGGUGGACGUGAACCCUUUCCAGGAUCCAUCUGUGACCCAGCUGACCAAUCCUCAGGGUGGCCUGUCGGAAUUCAACCCUUUCUCAGAGAAUCCCCGGCUGACAAAUGCAGCGGCAACAACAGUCUCAGCCUCCCAGCCCACUGGGCCGUCACAGCCUGCAGUUCUUCAGCCCUCAGUGGAACCGACCCCCCAGGCUGUGGCCUCUGCUGCCCAGGCUGGCCUGUUGCAGCAGCAGGAAGAGCUGGAGAGGAAAGCUGCGGAGCUGGACAGGAAGGAACGUGAGCUGCAGAAUGCCACAGCCAACCUGCACGUGAGGCCAAACAAUUGGCCCCCACUGCCCUCGAUCUGCCCCAUCAAGCCCUGCUUCUACCAGGAUUUCUCCGCAGAGAUCCCAGCUGAUUACCAGCGAACGUGCAAGAUGAUGUAUUACCUCUGGAUGUUACAUUCAGUGACUUUGCUCCUGAAUCUUCUUGCCUUCCUGGCCUCGUUCUCUGCUCACAAUUAUAGUGGAGUUGACUUUGGUCUGUCAAUCCUGUGGUUUCUGCUCUUCACCCCAUGUGCCUUCAUCUGUUGGUAUCGACCCAUCUACAAGGCCUUCAGAUCUGACAAUUCCUUCAGCUUCUUCGUUUUCUUCUUUGUGUUCUUCUGCCAAAUAGUCAUCUAUGUCAUCCAGCUGGUGGGUCUCCCGGGCUGGGGGAACAGUGGCUGGAUUGUUGCUAUGUCAACAGUGAAGGCUGACUCUCCUAUAGCUGUCUCGAUCAUCAUGAUGGUGGUGGCUGGCUUCUUCACCCUCUGUGCUGUGCUCUCCCUCUUCCUCCUGAAGCGGGUGCACUCUCUGUACCGACGGACGGGCGCCAGCUUCCAGCAGGCCCAGGAGGAGUUCUCCCAGGGCAUCUUUGCCAGCAGGACCUUCCGAAACACAGCAGCUGGCGCUGCCCGAGGAGCGUUCCAAGGAAAUUAACCCUUCCUGGGCUGGUCGUCAUCCUCUUCCUCACCAGCCCUUCUCUUCUUACUCCUCUUGCUGCCUCCUCCUGAGGUGCACUUUCCAGGGGUGCCUUGCUUAACGGUUCCUGCUGAGACACAGAAAGACACAGAGACGGCUCUCACCUUUGGCUCAUCCUGUUUCUCAGCAGCCAGCCUUCCCUUCCACUUCAGGCUGGAAGGGAGGGUCGAGUUUUUUUAUACAUACAUUUACACACACCUAGAAAAGUUAGCCCAGGUCUGUCUUUUCUUUUGUGUGUAUGGUGAUUCGGUGGGAUUCCUGCCCUCAAGCAGAGGGUGGGGAUGCCGUUUGUUUGGGAUAGGUAGCACCUGGCUGGGCUUUGACUUGGGAGAGGGUCCAGGGCAGGGCAGAGGGGGCAGUAGCACCAUCCUAGCAUGGUGCCCCCUUCUGCAGGCCAUCAUCAGGAAGAUUCUAAGUGGUCCCCAGCUUUUACCUUGGAGAAGGGACUAAGAUUGUGUUCUCUUCUCCUUGACUGUUGCCUGUCUACAGGGAAAAUUAGCAUGUGACUUUAUAGAGCCUGUAGGAGGAGUGUGGCAAGGCUGCUUUCUGGACACUAACUCAUUGCCCGGAGUGGGGAGCAGCUCCAUCUCCCCCUCCUUCCUUUAGGGCUCACCCCUGAGAGCCAAAUGCUUUUGGAUCAUGUCAGCUGCCAGGCAGGGGCCAUCCCUGCCUUGGGAGGAGCCCUGGAGUCACAGUCCUGAAGCAAGAAGUGCCUUAAUAACCCCUCUCUCCCCCAAAGUGGGGAGCCCAGGGUCUGCCUUGGGGGCAGAGAUGCUUGAAGACCCUGCUGGGAGCUCCAAGGGUGGGCAUCUCUGGGAGGGAAGGGACCUCAUUGGAUCCAUUCCCUUGCCACCAGAGACUCUUGGGCCCGUGUGCAAACCCUAACCCUCGUUCUGCUGCAUUCCCUUCACCCUCUCUCCUUGCUUCCAUCUCUUCUCCCUCCUCUGCCCCUUUCUGUCAGCAAUAGACUGUCGCCUGGCCUGGACUGGAGAAGAACCAUUCUUCCUCCGGGCUGCGCUCUCAGGAAGCUUAGCAGGGAUUUGGGCUAAGCUCCAACCUUCCACGUCUUAGCUGUGAAGAGAUAGAACCCUCAGCUGGGCCCCCUAUUGGCUACCUAUCUGCAGAAGCAAAGCGAAGGCCUAGCCCUCAGUACCGCCUCCUGAUGAGCCUCGGGAGGGCAGGGAGUGGACUUGGUUCUGUGAGGGGAGGAAGUGCUCCUCCAAUCACCUGGGGACUGGCCUGGGCUAUGUGAACAGGCCCCGGAGCCCUGAAGCUGUUUGCCGGAUUUCCCUCUGGAUCCAAAUGUAUCUAGCAAUAGUGGCAAUGAAUGAGAUUUUAAGGCCUCUCUGCUCCCCAUUUCUCAGAUAUAUUUUGUCCUUCUCUGUGUACAGAUGUAUAUGUCAUGUCUUAACUUUGUGCUUUAAAUAAAAACAGUGUGGAUGGAGAAAUGGAA
Molecule: messenger RNA, 2615 nt
Organism: Phascolarctos cinereus (koala)
Lineage: Eukaryota; Metazoa; Chordata; Mammalia; Diprotodontia; Phascolarctidae
Gene: SCAMP2
Product: secretory carrier membrane protein 2
Biological process (GO): protein transport
Cellular component (GO): trans-Golgi network membrane; recycling endosome membrane
Source: RefSeq, a predicted model, not a curated record